Sorghum bicolor (sorghum) is the source of this 3154-nucleotide messenger RNA. RefSeq names its product CO(2)-response secreted protease. The transcript is spliced from 9 exons. Bases 484 to 2742 code for a protein of 752 amino acids. Gene Ontology annotation, molecular function: serine-type endopeptidase activity. The record is from RefSeq and is a predicted model, not a curated record. Gene Ontology annotation, biological process: proteolysis. Lineage: Eukaryota; Viridiplantae; Streptophyta; Magnoliopsida; Poales; Poaceae.
GGCCAAGCAAUCUCUCCAGCACAGCAAUCUCCGCGACACUGAUUUGGACAUGGUUUUCAGAGGGACACGCGGCCGAUCAUGCCGCGACAACGACGACGACGACGACCAACGAAUCCCCCACGGGAGAAGCUUCCAUCCACCAUGAUCCCAUCGAAAGCGAUGCGAGGCGCCUCAGCUCCAAAGAGCCGUAAAAAAGAGGCCAGUCAGUGCAGAGCCCAGGUGAAUCCGAUUCUGUCCAAAGCGAGGCUCUCAGCUUCAGCUACAAAUUGUGCGUGCGUGCCCCCAUGCUUGCCGGCACCAGUCCCUACCGAUCACCAGUGUCCCCUUCCUCGGCUGUCCCCUGAAACAUACAACGGUGCCAAUGGUGAACACCGGGCGCUUCGUCUUCCUCGUCCUUGCCUACCGCCUCCUGGUACCGCUCCUCUCAGCCUCAGCUGAACCGGACCACACCACCAAACAGAUCCACAGUCGUAUGUGGUCUACAUGGGGAGCCCGUCGGGCGGCGUAAAUGGCGGCGGCGUCAGCGACCCGGAGGCGGCGGUGCAGGCGGCUCACCUGCAGAUGCUGUCGUCCAUCGUCCCGAGCGACGAGCAGGGGAGGGCGGCGCUGACGCAGAGCUACCACCACGCGUUCGAGGGCUUCGCCGCCGCGCUCACCGAGAAGGAGGCCGCCGCGCUCUCCGGGCAUGAGAGGGUGGUGUCCGUGUUCAAGGACCGUGCCCUGCAGCUGCACACCACGCGCUCGUGGGACUUCCUCGAGGUGCAGUCCGGGCUCCAGUCCGGCCGCCUCGGUCGACGGGCGUCCGGCGACGUCAUCAUCGGCAUCGUCGACACGGGCGUCUGGCCGGAGUCGCCGAGCUUCAACGACGCCGGGAUGCGCGACGUGCCGGCGCGGUGGCGCGGCGUGUGCAUGGAAGGACCCGACUUCAAGAAAAGCAACUGUAACAAGAAGCUGAUCGGCGCCCGGUACUACGGCGUCCAGCCGGAGUCGUCGGCACCGAACGCCUCCAGCAGCGCCAUGGCGACGCCAGCGGCGACCGGUUCGCCGCGGGACACCGUGGGCCACGGCACGCAUACGGCGUCCACGGCGGCCGGCGCGGUCGUGUCGGACGCGGACUACUACGGGCUCGCGCGGGGCGCGGCCAAAGGCGGGGCGCCGUCGAGCCGGGUGGCCGUGUACCGCGCGUGCUCGCUGGGCGGGUGCUCCACGUCGGCGGUGCUCAAGGCCAUCGACGACGCGGUGGGCGACGGCGUGGACGUCAUCUCCAUCUCCAUCGGCAUGAGCUCCGUGUUCCAGUCCGACUUCCUCACCGACCCCAUCGCGCUGGGCGCGCUCCACGCGCACCAGCGCGGCGUGCUCGUCGUCUGCUCCGGCGGCAACGACGGGCCCAACCCCUACACCGUCGUCAACUCCGCGCCGUGGAUCCUCACCGUCGCCGCCUCCUCCAUCGACCGCUCCUUCCAGUCCACCAUCGCUCUCGGCAACGGCGACGUCGUCAAGGGAGUGGCGAUAAACUUCUCCAACCACAGCCUCAGCGGCGAGAAGUUCCCUCUGGUGUUCGGGGCCGAGGUGGCAGCCCACUACGCGCCGGUCGCCGAGGCGAGCAACUGCUACCCUGGAUCAUUGGACGCGCAGAAGGUGGCCGGCAAGAUCGUGGUGUGCGUGAGCACGGACCCGAUGGUGUCGCGGCGGGUGAAGAAGCUGGUCGCCGAGGGGUCCGGCGCCAGGGGGCUGGUGCUCAUCGACGACGCCGAGAAGGACGUGCCCUUCGUCGCCGGCGGCUUCGCGCUAUCCCAGGUCGGCACCGACGCCGGCGCGCAGAUCCUCGAGUACAUCAACUCCACGAAGAAUCCGACGGCCGUAAUCCUCCCGACCGAGGAAGUCGGGGACUUCAAGCCGGCGCCGGUGGUGGCGUCUUUCUCCGCGCGUGGCCCCGGCCUCACCGAGUCCAUCCUGAAGCCUGAUCUGAUGGCGCCCGGCGUCAGCAUCCUGGCCGCCACGAUCCCGUCCACGGAUACCGAGGACGUGCCGCCGGGGAAGAAGCCCUCGGCCUACGCCAUCAAGUCCGGCACCUCGAUGGCGUGCCCGCACGUCGCCGGCGCCGCCGCCUUCGUCAAGUCGGCGCACCCGGGCUGGACGCCGUCCAUGAUCAGAUCAGCUCUCAUGACCACAGCGACGACGACGAACAACCUCGGGAAGCCACUGGCGAGCAGCACGGGCGCGGCGGCGACGGGGCACGACAUGGGCGCCGGCGAGAUGAGCCCUCUGCGCGCGCUCAGCCCCGGCCUGGUGUUCGACACCACGGCGCAGGACUACCUCAGCUUCCUCUGCUACUACGGCUACAAGGAGCAGCACGUCCGGAAGAUCUCCGGCGACGCGCGCUUCUCCUGCCCCGCGGGGGCGCCAUCGCCGGACCUCAUCGCGUCGGCCGUCAACUACCCGUCCAUCUCCGUGCCGCGGCUGCAGAGGGGGAAGCCCGCCGCCGUAGUAGCGCGCACCGCCAUGAACGUGGGGCCGUCGAACGCGACGUACGCGGCCACCGUCGACGCGCCCGCCGGACUGGCGGUGCGGGUCUCGCCCGACCGGCUUGUGUUCUCGAGGAGGUGGACGACGGCGUGGUACGAGGUGAGCUUCGACGUCGCCGCCGGCGCAGGCGUGAGCAAGGGGUACGUGCACGGCGCCGUCACCUGGUCCGACGGCGCGCACUCGGUGCGGACGCCGUUCGCGGUCAACGUACUCUGAUCUGAUUGAGUGAUCAGCGUUUUGCUUCUUUUGAUUGAUAUAUAGUAAUCGUGUUUUUGGUUCACAUGAGUGUUUUUUUUUGUGUUGCACACUUGCACGAGUGGUACGUGAGGGAGGAAUGCGCCCCCACACAAGCAAGCACCCCUUAUAAUUUGAUACAGGGGGAAUAAAUUCAAAUUGAGUUUUGUUGUAGCACCCUACUUCGUGAAGGGUCAUCUCACAGUUAGGGUUAUUUAACUAUAUGGGUGUGUAAUCUUAUAUGUUUUCUAUAAAAGCUGAGUUUACCUCCUUUAGAAAAAGAUUGUGGUGGUCAAGGCCAGGAAGCAGUCAUGUUUGUUUGAAAUAUUUUCUUCCUUUUUUUGACGGGAGAAAUAUUUUCUUCUUAAUAUAAAGAUGUGCAAACGCUCUUACA